AGCAGGGUAUAAAGCCUCCAAGUGCUCAGCCCGCACAGUUUACACUAGUCCAGGCUUUAGCAUUACAGAACUCUCCGAAACACUUCAGGGUCGUCCUGGCAACCAGCUGCUCAGCCAAUCAGCGCUCGGUAUUACAAUCCGCUCUCAACAUCUGGAGCCAUGGGAAGAAAAGCCCUGAUUGUAUUGGCCCAUUCAGAGAGGACAUCAUUCAACUAUGCCAUGAAGGAGGCUGCUGUGGAGGCUCUGAAGAAGAAAGGAUGGGAGGUGGUUGAAUCUGACCUCUACACUAUGAACUUUAACCCCAUCAUUUCCAGAAACGACAUCACAGGUGAGCUAAAGGACCCCGAGAACUUUCAGUAUCCUGCUGAGUCAUCUCUAGCAUAUAAGGAAGGCCGCCUGAGCCCAGAUAUUGUGGCCGAACAGAAAAAGCUGGAAGCUGCAGACCUUGUGAUAUUUCAGUUCCCACUGCACUGGUUUGGAGUGCCCGCCAUCCUGAAAGGGUGGUUUGACAGAGUGCUGGUAGCAGGAUUUGCCUACACAUAUGCCACCAUGUAUGACAAGGGACCUUUCAAGAAUAAGAAGACCUUGCUUUCCAUCACCACUGGGGGCAGUGGCUCCAUGUACUCUCUUCAGGGUGUCCACGGGGACAUGAAUGUCAUUCUCUGGCCAAUUCAGAGUGGCAUUCUGCAUUUCUGUGGCUUCCAGGUCCUAGAACCUCAGCUGGCAUACAGCGUUGGCCACACUUCACCAGAUGCCCGAACGCAGAUCCUAGAAGGAUGGAAGAAACGUCUGGAGACUAUCUGGGAUGAGACACCACUCUAUUUUGCUCCAAGCAGCUUGUUUGACCUAAAUUUCCAGGCAGGAUUCUUACUGAAAAAAGAGGUUCAAGAAGAGCAGAAAAAUAACAAAUUUGGCCUUUCUGUGGGCCAUCACCUGGGCAAGUCCAUUCCGGCGGACAGCCAGAUCAAAGCUAAAAAAUAAGAU
Acomys russatus (golden spiny mouse) is the source of this 984-nucleotide messenger RNA. It is a transcript of the gene Nqo1, whose product is annotated as NAD(P)H quinone dehydrogenase 1. NCBI's taxonomy places the organism in Eukaryota, Metazoa, Chordata, Mammalia, Rodentia, Muridae. The transcript has 6 exons. Bases 160 to 981 code for a protein of 273 amino acids. Gene Ontology annotation, cellular component: cytosol. Gene Ontology annotation, molecular function: NAD(P)H dehydrogenase (quinone) activity. The record is from RefSeq and is a predicted model, not a curated record.